GUGCAGGGAGAAGCUACUAAUUUGGGGAGAUUCGGAGGUCGGCAAUUAUGAUGGAUUCUUUGCUAGCUUCCGCUAGUCGCUCUGAGGAUGAGGAUUCGUCCGCGGGGAAUAAAAGGAGUCUGCCUCAAGGAUCCGGGCUCGUGCCCAAAAGAAGGAGCUCCUCUAGGUUUAUUAAGCGAAAGAAGUUUGAUGAUGAGUUGGUGGAGAGUAGUCUUGCAAAAUCAACCAGUCGUGCCCGUGGUCCUAGUGGAGGGGAACCAGGACGGUAUUCUGGCAGUGAGCCUUCCUCCAGUGAGAAAAAGAAGCAAGUCUGUAAAGCAAUUUCAACUCCAGCUCCACCAUCUCCUGCACCAAGUCCCAGUAUCGCUAAACGUAUCAAGAAAAGCAAACAACCUCUGCAGGUAACCAAGGAUCUGGGAAGAUGGAAACCUGCUGAUGACCUGCUUCUUAUUAACACAGUUUUGCAGACGAACGAUCUGCAUGCUGUACAUCUUGGGGCUAAAUUCAGUUGUCGUUUCACUCUGAAUGAGAUACAAGAACGCUGGUAUGCAUUGCUGUAUGACCCUGUCCUUUCUAAGUUGGCAUGUCAGGCUAUCCGGCAACUGCACCCAGAAGUCAUAGCAGCCAUACAGAGCAGGGUUUUGUUCAGUAAAGCUGAAGAACAACUAUUAAGCAUAGUAAGCUCGGCCUCUCAGCCUACACUGGACACAUUUCAAGGCUUGCUGAACAAGCAUCCAGAAGUUUUCUAUAUGUCACGUACCGCUAAAUCUCUACAAGUCCAUUGGCAACUUAUGAAGCAAUAUUAUUUGCUUGAAGACCAAACAGUUCAGCCACUUCCUAAAGGGGAUCAAGUUUUAAAUUUUUCCGAUGCAGAAGACAUGCUAGAGGACAGUAAGCUCAGAGAAACCAGAGAUGAAGUUCUUGAACAUGAGCUGACUGUUGCUGAUCGCCGCCAAAAAAGGGAGAUACGGCAGCUAGAACAGGAAUUGAAUCGGUGGCAAGUUUUAGUAGACAGCAUCACAGGAAUGAGUUCCCCUGACUUUGACACACAGACAUUGGCUGUGCUACGUGGACGCAUGGUGCGCUAUCUAAUGAGAUCUCGAGAGAUUACUCUUGGUAGAGCAACAAAAGACAACCAAAUUGACGUGGAUCUGUCUCUGGAAGGCCCGGCAUGGAAAAUUUCAAGAAAACAAGGUGUCAUCAAACUUAAAAACAAUGGAGACUUCUUCCUAGCCAAUGAGGGUCGGCGAGCUAUUUAUAUCGAUGGAAGGCCAGUGCUGCCAGGGAGCAAGUGGAAGCUCAGUCAUAACUCUGUUGUAGAGAUAUCUGGUCUCCGAUUUGUAUUCCUUAUCAAUCAGGACCUGAUCUCUCUGAUCAAAGCUGAAGCUGCAAAAGUCAUCCAGUCGUGAAGGAAGCAACCAGGGCCGGAUUUACAUAGCAGGCGUCCCUAAGCCCACUGCCGUUCAUCGCCCCUGUCUCCUCCCCUACCUUUGUGCACACAUUCAGCCUUGGGUUCAGAGUACUGGGGAUUGGUGCACAGAAAAUUUUAAAAACGAUUGUAUCUCCUGCGAAUCCCCAGUGCUUGCCAACCAAUGGUAGUGUAGCUGGACAUGUCGCCCCCUCUAAAAUUCUGCCAUCCUGGGCCUUUGUGGCACAAAUCCGUGCCUGGAAGAAACAUGUUAAUAUACUAAAGCUGAACUUUUCCUUUGUCCCUCUCAGCUUAUAGACGUUUUGGCUUUCAUAUUGUUACGGAGCAAAUAGGAUAUUUGUGUCAGUGCAAAAGGAAGACUUUAUAGACUACUGAAGGGCAGUAAUUUAUGGAUUUGUCCUGGACACACUUUUCUGGUUGAAUACUGUUCAGUGGUAUUGUGCAUACAAAUAUUUGUUGUUUUUUUUGUCUUUUAUUUGGUAAAUUAACAAUUUAUAAUCUUUGUUUGGAGUUACUUGCUUUACAACUUAAACAGCAACCCUCAAGUGAAUUUGAUCUUUCAGGUUUAAAAUAAAAGCCAAACCAACACAUGA
Messenger RNA from Xenopus laevis (African clawed frog), 2022 nucleotides. It is a transcript of the gene mcrs1.L, whose product is annotated as microspherule protein 1 L homeolog. Gene Ontology annotation, cellular component: nucleus; centriolar satellite; nucleolus. Gene Ontology annotation, biological process: positive regulation of transcription by RNA polymerase II; regulation of telomere maintenance. The record is from RefSeq and is marked provisional. NCBI's taxonomy places the organism in Eukaryota, Metazoa, Chordata, Amphibia, Anura, Pipidae. Gene Ontology annotation, molecular function: G-quadruplex RNA binding.